GUGCUGAUUUUUUUUUUUAAAGUAGCAACUCAUAAAGUUCCUCACUUUCCCCAAAAGGAGGCGCCUUUGAUGAGACUAAAAUAAACUGCUGCUGGGAGCUGUGUGUAAAGAAGGAAUUAGCCGUGUCCUGCGUGUGUCUCAUAUGCUGACUCUGUGGUCGCUUGCUGCUGCUCUUAAGUAGCUUUUUGGAUAUUGAAUCCAUUUUAAACUUUCUGCAAAGCAAGUGUUUGGGGUUUUGGUUUUUCCCCCCCUCCACUCCCCUGAAAGGAAGAAUGAUUCCUGAAAUCAGAGAGCUUUCCUUUUGCCUGGGAUUUUUGCUGCUUUUUAUUGCCUCUGAGAUUGAAGCCAGAGCUCGUGCAGAUAUGUUCUGUGAUUUUAAUGGCAAGAAGUACGGUCCAGGAGAGAGCUGGCAUCCCUACUUGGAACCUCAGGGGCUGAUGUACUGCAUCCGAUGCACCUGUCUGGAGAAUGUGAACGUGAGCUGUUAUCAAAUCCAGUGCCCAGCCCUGCAUUGUAUGAAUCUCAUCACUGACCCUCAGCAGUGCUGCCCUCGCUGUGCAGAGCCGCACACGCCGUCUGGCCUCCGGGCGCCUGAGAAGUCUUGCCAGUACAACGGGACAACCUACCAACCAGGGGAGAUGUUUACCACCAGCGAACUCUUCCCUUCCCGGCAGCCAAAUCAGUGUGUACAGUGCAGCUGCUCCGAAGGCCAGAUUUACUGCGGCUUGGUGACCUGCCCUGAUCUGUUGUGCUCCUCCCCUCUAAAUGUGCCAGACUCCUGCUGCCAAGUCUGCCAAGAUGGUUCCUAUGAGAAGUCCGUGGAAGAGGAGCCCCUGCAGUUAAACAGAGGUGUUAGACACUCUCAAGAGCAGUGCUCGGGGGAGAUGGGGAGCCAGAGAUCGCUUGGCGCGACUGCUUCCAGCGGGAUCCGUUCCUCGCUGGAGUUCCUUCCCAGGGGCUUCAAGCCAAAGGGCGGGGGAGGCGGCACCACCGUCAAAAUCAUCUUGAAGGACAAGCCCAAGAAAGCUUGCAUGUACAGUGGGAAGACCUACUCCCAUGGAGAAGUUUGGCAUCCCAUCUUCCGUCUCUAUGGAGUCCUACCAUGCAUCCUGUGUACCUGCAGGGACGGGAUCCAGGACUGCCAGAAGAUUACGUGUCCCAAGGAAUAUCCCUGUGAAUAUCCUGAGAAAGUAGAAGGGAAAUGUUGUAAAACAUGCCCAGAUGCCAAAGUCAAGCCCACUGAUGAAAUAAAUACCUCCCGAUGUGCCAAGAAUCUGAACCGGGUCUUGGUCUACAUGUUUGUGCCACCCAGCUCUGAGAGCCCAAAGGAAAAUCUGAGAAAAAUAGCAGUCGUGAAAGACUCUUCUGAAGAGGUGGAAAUGUACAGCUGGAAACUGGUAAAAGGAAUAUUUCAUUUGAUACAGAUCAAGAAGAUCAGGAAACAGGAGUUCAGCCCAGAAGCACAGAACUUUAGGCUGAUCACCAGAACAAAUGAAGGUCACUGGAACAUUUUCAGAGCCCAAACAUCAGGGCUUCAGAUGACAGAGAGUCCAGAGAAAGAAACAAAGAACUUGUAAAAAAAAACAAAUUUUAUAUAUUAAAUAUAUAUGAAAAAAGUUGCAUUAUUAAAUAAACUUGCACAGCAAUAAAAGGAAAGAAAGACAGCUAUCAACAAAAAACGUAAGCAAUUAAAGCAACGAGGACAACAGAUCUGCGUCGGAAACACGGCUACAACCAUGGAGGGACAUCCUUUGGAAUGUUCCAAGAGAUGGGUUGGGGGAGUCAGACCCUCGUCUCCUACUCAUCCAAGAUUUCAGAUGUGCAAAAAAAGAAGACGACAGGAGGGAGGCAACACACCUCAUGCACUGUGAAGAGAGAAAAUACAGGCUGUGGUUCCCAGCUUUGUAUCUCUAACCAGUAUCAUGGACUACCCGUGAAACAGCACAGGAGACUUGUUCCUUCUACCAUUAUCAUCUUAAAGGAGACCUGCUAAGAGAGAAAAUCUCCAUUGUUUCCUUUUUAAUAUGCAGAGCAUUUGUUUUGUCUACAAACUCUAUUGCUUUAGAAAUAUCAGCUCUUCAACUGUUUUAGCUGUAAGACUCUUUGGAGGACUGGAGAACUAGUGAUGUUAUAAUCCCACAUAACAUCAUCACGGCAAGUCUCCAAGAGAUGGAGCCCCUCUGCAGACUAGCGUAGGCCCUAAUUCAGCCAGACAUUCAAGUACAGGCCAAACAUUAAUCCUAUGAAUAGUUGCACAUUCUUCAGUAGAACUAUUCAUAUUCAUAAAGUUAGGUGACAUGCUUAGGUUCCUGGCUGAAUCACGGUCCUAAAUAGGGACAACU
This is a messenger RNA of Pelodiscus sinensis (Chinese soft-shelled turtle), 2342 nucleotides long. Lineage: Eukaryota; Metazoa; Chordata; Testudines; Trionychidae. The record is from RefSeq and is a predicted model, not a curated record.